Messenger RNA from Aspergillus welwitschiae, 980 nucleotides. RefSeq lists its product as uncharacterized. The record is from RefSeq and is a predicted model, not a curated record. The transcript has 4 exons. Bases 572 to 805 code for a protein of 77 amino acids. NCBI's taxonomy places the organism in Eukaryota, Fungi, Ascomycota, Eurotiomycetes, Eurotiales, Aspergillaceae.
CUGGGAAAGUAGAAAAUAUUUGAAGAUCCCGAUCAUAUCCCGGCUGGGGUUAACUUACCGACUUUACCCCUUGCAUUGCUGUUUUUUCAUUAGCACGCUAUCUAGUAUUCUUCACAGCGAUAAAAACACCUGACAAAAUGUAGGCAAGUAGUUAUUGACCUCGCUUAGCUGGGCAUCUUGCAUACCAUAUGCAUAGCUACCGUCUGUCGACUGCACCUUAUUACCGAAGAAAGCCGUGAAACCUGACUUUGGUUGCCGCUUCCUAUAGCCGGCUGUGUAAGCACUGUAGUGAUAGCCGAAGAAUGUCCGUGCAUCUGGUAUACAUGUGUAGCAGAAUUUUGGGAAGAAUUGUCUGUGUGUUGCCUGCCGUCUUUUGUCUUGUCUGUGUUCCCAUUGGAAUAGUACGUAGGUAGAAUGGAUUGAUCAUGUUUGCGUCAAAGGUGGUCAUAUGUAACCACUAUCGGCAGAUAUCCACCAGAACCAAGGAAGGCAGGUAGAUAACUAAACAUACUGUACCAGGCAGGAGUCUUCGUCCUCUCUUAUUUUCUCCCUCCCGAAAUCCGCACCCGAGAUGCUAAGCAGUCCAGUUAGUAUCUGCAGGAUGCAUUUCCAAGAUAAGUAUGAGCAUGUCAGAAGAUCCGAAAAAGAAGUGCGAAGGAUUCUUCAGCUGAGCCUCCUCUUCCUGUCUCUCUCUCGCCAUCAUCUGCAGAUGCGAGCGAGCGGGGCAAGAAGAGUGUUGGCACUUGGCAGGCGAGAAGUAGUGAUGUAUGCUAGGUGUAAGUUAGUCAGUUCGUUGUCUGAAUAAUGUACGGUGUAAUACAUAUAGUACCUGCCUAACUGGGCAAUUGGUCUGUUGAGCAUUGCUUAAGUGUCCGUUUCAAAGCUUAAAGGAUUAGAACUCCUCCGUAUUUAGUUAAGAAGUAAAGAUAGUAGACUUAAUCUUUUAUCUAAAUAGGUGACUUUUUGUUUUUCUUGUAAAG